This is a messenger RNA of Bacillus rossius redtenbacheri, 4631 nucleotides long. RefSeq names its product G-protein coupled receptor moody-like. NCBI's taxonomy places the organism in Eukaryota, Metazoa, Arthropoda, Insecta, Phasmatodea, Bacillidae. Gene Ontology annotation, cellular component: membrane. Gene Ontology annotation, biological process: G protein-coupled receptor signaling pathway. Gene Ontology annotation, molecular function: G protein-coupled receptor activity. Bases 148 to 1689 code for a protein of 513 amino acids. The record is from RefSeq and is a predicted model, not a curated record. The transcript has 3 exons.
CCCGGCCCAGUGCGCACGCGCGGCGCAGAGCGUGCCGGAGUUGCCAGCAGCAGCGCGACACAGACCCGCCACUCCGCGCCCGGACCGCGGCGCGAACACACGCACCAGGGAGGGACCCCGGGGGGCCGCGCGAUGCGAUGCUAGGCCAUGGCUGAGCCGGCGGCGGCCAACGGCAGCGGCGAGGGGCUGCUGGGGGCGGCGGACUGCUACGGGGGCGGCGGCGAGGUGAGCCGCGAGCUGUUCGCCGGCUACUCGGCGGCUCUGCUGCACUUCGCGAGCGCCUGCUGCGUGGUGUUCGUGCUGGUGGGCGUUCCCGGCAACCUCAUCACCAUCGUGGCGCUGUGUCGCUGCAAGAAGGUGCGGAACGCCACGGCCGUGUUCAUCAUCAACCUGUCCGUGUCGGACCUGAUGUUCUGCUGCUUCAACCUGCCGCUGGCCACGUCCAUGUUCUGGCAGCGCGCCUGGCUGCACGGCGAGCUGCUGUGCCAGCUGUUCCCGCUGCUGCGCUACGGCCUGGUGGCCGUGUCGCUCGUCACCGUGCUGGCCAUCACCAUCAAUCGCUACGUCAUGAUCGGCCACCCCAGGAUGUACCCCAAGCUGUACAGCAAGAAGUACCUGGGCCUGAUGGUCGCCUGCACCUGGGUGUUCGGCCUGGGCGCGCUCGUCCCCACCUGGCUGGGCGCCUGGGGCCAGUUCGGCCUGGACCGCUGCAUCGGCUCGUGCACCAUCAUGCCCGACGCGGCCGGCCGCUCGCCCAAGGAGUUCCUGUUCGUCGUGGCGUUCCUCAUCCCCUGCCUGGCCAUCGCCGUGUGCUACGCGCGCAUCUUCUACAUCGUGCGCGAGACGGCGCUCAAGUCGCGCAGCAACACGGUCACCGCUGCUGCGGGUCUCACCGCCGCCGGGGGCGGGGGGCGCGCCUCUCGGGCGGCGGGCAAGAGGUUCGUGUCCAUCGCCGAGGACUCUGCCAUCGGGUCCAGCACGGGCCCCAGCAUCUCCACGGACAAGUCCUCCUCGGCGUGCCUGGAGAACGGCCACAGCUCGCCGCCGUGCAACAACAACAAGGCCGGGCACCUGCGGCUGGAGGCGCUCCAGCAGAGCCUGGAGGUGCCCAGCCCGCACCUGCUGUCCCCGCCCUCGCCCACGCAGCACCACCUGGCCGCGAGGUUCGUGGGCGAGCCCUCCUCGUCAGGGGUGGACCUGGAGGACUGCGACGAGGGGCUGACGACCCGCAGCGCCACGCCCACCUCGCUGUGCAGCUCGCUGGGCGACCCCGGCCGCCGCCGGCAGACCCUCACCCAGGUGACGGCGCUGUUCCGCCGCGGCUCCCAGGCCCGGCGCAGCGCGCGCCGCCCCAGCGCGCUCGCCGCCUCCGCCGCCGCCACCCCCGGCAAGAUGACCGCCAAGGACAAGAAGCUGCUCAAGAUGAUCCUGGUGAUCUUCGCGUCCUUCGUGGUCUGCUACCUGCCCAUCACAAUCACCAAGACCUUCCACGAGUCGCUGGACCUGCACGGGCUCAACGUGGCGGGCUACCUGCUCAUCUACCUGUCCACGUGCAUCAACCCCAUCAUCUACGUGGUGAUGAGCUCCGAGUACCGCCAGGCCUACAAGAACCUGCUGGUCUGCCGGUCGCACGGCGGCGGCAGCGGCGGCGAGACGCCGGCCCUGCAGCGGGCCCCCGGGCGGGCAUGACGGCGGUGGCGGCGGGGGCGGCGGGGGGCGGAGGCGCCGGUCUCCCUGGAGGCGGCCGGCCGCGCCUGAGGCCCGGGACGAGACUCAGUCCGGAGCCCGUGGACCUGCUGAGCUGCCGGCCCCGUGGUCCCCGGGUGGCUGGUGACCCCCCUCGCCCCGCAUCGCCGCCACUGACACUUGCAACUGUGCGCGCGCGGACUCCUGCCGUGAGAGCAACCUCCAGCACCAAAUAUAGAGACGUGUACUAACACCAGACGUCAGUCCGGUCGACGCAAUCUAUAUUGGGUUUGGUGAAAAAUUACGAACGUGUUGUUAAAUUUUUUAUUUUUUAAUUUUAAACAAUGAAAGGGAUCAGGAGUUCGAUUGCCUGUCACCGCGAAAGAAAAACUGUAAUACGUGAUCAAUUUUUUUUCCCCCGUUACUUCUUCUUGUGAUCUGUGACGGUCUAGUAUGGUGUUACCUCUGAUCUCUUCACCCAGAAAUGGACAUGAUUAAACCUCCGUAACUCGUUUUAUAUUUUACUUCAGUAUUAAGUGAAAUACAACACACACACACACUCACCACUACUCUAUAUAGCUGUUGCGAAGAAUAAAUGCACCAAAGAUCAUGUAAAAUAAUUUAAAUUUAAAUAAUUUAGAGAUAGUUAAAACAUAAUACUGUUACCAUAUUUUAGGUUGUAGUAUAUUCUUGACUCCAUUGUCUUUUCCUCAUACUUUGAAUUAUUGUGAUUUGAGAUGUGAAUGUGAUUGUGUCUUUUAUAUGAAAAUUACAUUAGGGUUGCAGUCUACUGUAGAAUAUUAUAUGCAAGUAUGUCCAGGGAUUUCAAUUAAGAGGUUUUAUAGACAGCGCAGAACAUAUGAGCUAAUCGACCUGUUUUUUAAUAAUUUGUUUUAAAACUAAAUAUUUCAUUUGUAACUUGAAAUAAUUAAAUAACAAAUUAGAAUUUAUUUUACAGUAUUGUCCUGAUAGCUAAUUGAAGAUAUGUAUGCAAAAUAGUAAUUCAAAAGAAAUUUCAGAUUACACCUAUAAACCAUAAAGUUAGAUGUAAUUAAGGUAUUUGUGUGCUUUAUUCGUAAGAUAUUUACAAAGACUGACAUAACAUUUAAAAAAAGAGAUAAGAUUAUUUCAAGUAAUAUUAAUACACAUAUGCAGAGAAGGGUAUUUUCAUGAAAAACUUGUAUAUUUAUACAUUUUCAUCGUAAAAACAUGAAACAAUAAAUUAAAAUGUGGUAAUUUACUGUGUUAUAACAUUUAAAGCUAAGCAUAGUUUUUUCAUGUGUCAGGUUAGCAUUAAGGAUGUUGCAAAAAUAUAUUUUUUGUGAUAAUAUAGAUACACAGUAGCUUCCAUGAUUGUUUAAAAAAAUAAAUGUUUUUUAUAACAACUAUUAUAAGUUUUAUAUGAACCAGAAUUGCUAGUGAGAAAGAGUUUUAGUCCAAUAUGCUAAAAGAAUGCCAAAGAAAAGACAGAUUAUCUUUUAGAAUCACAUUCUAUACAACUAUGGGUUGCUGUAAAUUGUGAUUGCUCAAACUCAUUUAUGAGUCACUUUGUAAUAUUUUCUUCUAGUCUCUUUUUCUAGUUACCAUAAAGUUUUCAGCAUGUUGCCCAAGCUAAAUUAUUGCAACAUAUUUGUACCAAAAAGUGAAAAUUAUGUUUAAAUAUUUUAAAUAUGGGUUACUUUUUGUGGGUUUUAUAGUUAGGGAAAACUUUAAAAAUUCUUAGUUGCAAAUAGAAAUAAAAUUUAAAUCGGCCAUGAUUAUAGUUAGGUUUUCAAGAUAUACAUUUGUUUUGACACAUAUGUCAUUUCCAAAAUCAUAUUCCUUAGUUCAGGCCCAAGAAAAUAUUUUUAUACAAGAAGUGCCUAAAGCAAUAUUAUUAAUAAAAACAAUUAAACAUAUCUGGAGAAAAGGUAGAUCUGUAUCAUGUGAGUAUGCUCUUUAGAAUUUGUACGGAGGCAUUCUGUUAAGCAAGUGCUAGAAGUUCAUUUGAAAGCUGGAAAGUAUUUAGUUUCCGUUUGUGUGGAAGUGAGAUUUUGUAUUAUCCUCUACAGUUAUCUUGGAAAAAUAUUCACUGGUUCUCGAUAAGUGUUCAUCUUAAUUUUAUAGCAAUAUUUAAAAAAAAACAGCAAGUUAAUCAUUUAAACCGAUCCUAGAAAAAACCUACCCCAACUAUUGUGAAGUAAAUUUAAUAUGAAUUUGAAGUUACGAUCUAUUUUGAAAUAGAUGGUGUUAGAAAACAAUCGUUUAACUUUAUAUUUAACAAUAUUUAAAAAUAAUCGAUUCUACGGGAAGUCAAAUAGUCAUAUAAAAAGUUAAAUUUGGGUUCAGAGUUUUAAUGGUUUCUGAACAUCAGUAUGUCCCUUGUAUUAGUAUAACAUCAUCAGCUGAAAAAGUAGGUUAUAUUUUCUCAUAUAUCAAGUGAAAUGUUUUCCAAGGUACUAUAUUAGAUAUCUACUGAUAUAUGAAAUAGAUAAGUUUAGCAUGGUAUAUUUAAUCCUACAACGAUAAAUAUUUAAAAGUUUUAGCAAUGUGUCUGUAUGUUAUUGUACUGUGUUGGUAGGACUGUGCACUUGUGGUGUAUUAAAUUUGUACUACAUUUAAUUCAGUGUAACACGGCGUUAAAUUGUAGAAUCUGAAAUUGUGAUUUACACACUAAGACUACCUACUGGUUUGUUUUGAUAGAGAAAUAGAUAGUUGUUUUAGCCUCUAUGAUACUGAUGCAUAGCAAACAACAUUUGGAACUCACUGCCAGCUCAAAGAAAGUUAUUGCAUUUUCAGACAUGUUUUUCAUGGGAAACAAGAGUGGUAUUACAUUUCUUGGGUGCAAAUAAUAUGAAAUCAUCGACAGCAACACAUUCAGUUUAAAAUUCUUAGUGUGUGUAGUAAGUAUGAGGUUUUGAUGUUUGUAUUGUUUGUAAGGCAAAAUAAAACGUAUCUCUCUCACA